AUGUCUGUGCACCGGACGCAGCUCCUUCUCUUCCUCGUCUCUUUCUCCUCCUCCCGACUCGGACUCGGCCACUACAUCCAGGAGACUGAAGCCUCGCAGGGAUUGCGUGCUCUGCUCACUUUGCAGCAGAAAAGAGAUGCGGGGGAUGUCAUUUUCCGCCGACCCCUCAGAUGCCUGGACAUGUUGGCCACGGAGGGCCAGUUCACAUUUGUGGCGUCUCGGCCGCAGCUGUCCUGUGCCGUCUUCCUUAUCGCUGAACCCAGUGAGGUCAUCAGUCUCGAGCUGUCGGACGUGGGCAUUGAGUGCAGCGCUGGAGACUUCAUUAAGAUGUUUGACGGCUGGGUCCUGAAGGGAGAGAAGUUCCCUAGCAGCCAGGACCACCCCCUCCCUUUGUAUCAGCGCUACACCGACUACUGCUCCUCCUCCGCAGCCGGAGGCGCUAGCCGCUCCUCUCAGAACGUGGCCAUGGUCUUCUUCCGCAUUCACGGCCCCGACAGCGGCUUCACCCUCACCAUCAAAAAGCUUCACAACCCCUUCCCCUGUAACAUCAUGUCCCAGAGUCCAGAGGGCAGCUUCACCAUGGUGAUGCCACACCAGCGUAGGAACUGCAGCUUCUCCGUCAUCUAUCCUGUAGAGAUCCAGCUGACAGACCUGAGCCUGGGGCAGGCCAAGAGCAACGAGCUCAGCCCACAGAGGCAGGUGUGGUCAGACUGCGCAGGAUCGGGGGACCAUGUUGAGCUGCUGGGGGGUAACAGGGUUGACACCUCAAAGAUGCUCCCUGUAGCUAACCUUUGUUUCUCUCCUUCUGCGCUGGCCCAGAUGAAGCUUGGCUGUGAUAACUCAGUGGUACGGUUGGUGUCCAGUGGGAACUACAUCAACCGUGUCUCCUUCCAAUACCGACUGCUGGAGCGCAGCGAGCUCCCCAAAGCCAGGGAGAACAGCCUGGAUGACUUCUGCACUGUAGAAUGA
Molecule: messenger RNA, 969 nt
Organism: Lampris incognitus (smalleye Pacific opah)
Lineage: Eukaryota; Metazoa; Chordata; Actinopteri; Lampriformes; Lampridae
Gene: crhbp
Product: corticotropin releasing hormone binding protein
Exons: 7
Coding region: 1-969 (322 amino acids)
Biological process (GO): hormone-mediated signaling pathway; negative regulation of corticotropin-releasing hormone receptor activity; negative regulation of corticotropin secretion
Molecular function (GO): corticotropin-releasing hormone binding
Source: RefSeq, a predicted model, not a curated record